AUGGAACAAUCAACUUUAAAUCGACAAAACUGCGAAAAUACUACUAUAAGGUAUACAUUGGAUGCUUUACAAUCAACAGAUGGACGAUCAAAACGUAAGAAAGAAUCGAGUUUUGAUAAAGAAGUUUGUUUCACAUUAUCAAUAUUAUCAGUUAGUAAGAACAUAAAAAAAUUAUCUGUUUCAAUUCUGAAACAACUUAUUUUAAAUAUUCAGAUGUCUACAGUAGACCCUCCUGGUAAGCUAAUUUGCAAUCAGUGUGGUAAAUCUUACGCUACAACAUCAAAUCUGUCACGUCAUAAGCAAACACAUAGACCUUUAGACAGUCCUUAUGCAAAACAAUGUUCAUAUUGUGAUCGAAUUUACGUCAGCAUGCCUGCAUUGAGUAUGCACAUGCUGACUCAUAAAGCGUCACACAGAUGCACGCAAUGCGGAAAAAUAUUUUCACGACCGUGGCUUUUACAAGGUCAUAUGCGAGCGCAUACAGGUCAAAAACCUUACGGUUGCGCACAUUGUGGCAAAGCUUUUGCUGACCGUAGCAAUUUACGUGCUCAUAUGCAUACACAUUCUGGCAUUAAAAAACAUCAAUGUAAUGGUUGUGGAAAACUGUUUGCGUUGAAAAGUUAUUUAAACAAACAUAUGGAAUCUGUUUGUCCGAUUCAACGUACAUCACUUGGCCAGCUAAAAGUACCUACAGAAAUAUCUUCAUCUAACACUUUGACAGUAACUUCAACUGUAAACGAUAUGUGA
Thelazia callipaeda (thelaziosis nematode) is the source of this 747-nucleotide messenger RNA. The record is from the annotation of a GenBank genome assembly. NCBI's taxonomy places the organism in Eukaryota, Metazoa, Nematoda, Chromadorea, Rhabditida, Thelaziidae.